AUGGAUCAAACCAAGAAGUUGUAUAUCGCGAUCACGGUCCUUUUGUAUCAUUUCUGCGUCAACAUCAAAUCGGGAUGCGCAGCCGCGGACAUUUGCAAGAAACUACAAAACAUAGAAAUGGCAAUGAUAGUAAAGCUGUGUGAGAAACUGAAAUCUACGGAAUUGACGAUUGCGAAUGUCGAAUCCGCGAUAAAAGACGCCUAUGAAGCAACGUAUGGGCUACUAAUAAAUCAUGAACCUGUUGUAAUAGCAUAUGAAAGAAAACCUGAAUCAUCAGCCCAAGACAUUAAAACAACAUCCAUUAAAGCAGCACCUGAAGACGAUUCAGAAGUAAAAAAACAAACUCUUAGAAGAUCAUCCACAUGUGAUUUCAAAAGUUUUAAGUCACCUUGCAUUCGUAGAAAAUUACCAUAUUCCAAAUCUUCUAUUGAGCUUUUCGAGGUAUCAGAUUACGCUGUUGCAUUGGAAUAUGACCCUUAUAUUCCACAAAAGGACGUGCAAAUUUUUGAAGUAGAUAGUCUAGAAUCGACUGAUAAGGAUAAAGAAGUUCGUUCAGAUAUUGGCUCUUCGGGUGCUUACUCGGGAGAGGACAUUCUAGAACUUGACGUACUCGAGGACUCGGUAACACCGUGCCAACCAAAUUGCACUUGCACUCGGUGCUCCAGUAUUGGUCCCACUUGCGGUGAUCCGGGAUAUUCCAUGGAUAAAUGUGACACUAAGCAACCUACUCACGGACUCUCAAAGAAUAAUUUGGACUCGGGGCCGGAACGUCCCAGUAGUAAAUUGAAACUAUACUGUGCACUUGCUGGCAUGAUACUAUUGGCUGUUUUGAUUGUACUGCUUUGCAGUAUGCCACUCUGGGAUUGGAGCGCACCAACAUCAGAGGAAACUUUGAAUGACCUUAAAACAACAGAUUCAUUAAAAUUGAAGAGAUUGGCCAAACAAAAUAGAUCAUCAUCCGUCGAGUGGCAAUGGCAGUGCAGAAACCAAUUCUGUCUCAAAACGCGCGUAUAUACAAAUGUUACCAUGCACACUUCCCUUAGUCGUUGUACACUUUUAUGCAUGGGACCGCAGCUGUGGCCCCAUCCAAUUGGUUACACCCACUUCAGCAAAACAAUCGUAGCUCUGACUAUGACAAAUUUAGAGUACAAAUUCCAAUCAGUCCCUUCCGAAGUUGUCCAUCACUACCUAGCUGAAGCUUUUAAUCUGUUUCUGAAAAGUUUAUCCAUGUUGGAGAAAAUGGAUAAGAAAUACAGAAAUGAAACUGAAGAAACCGAUCUACCUAUUAAAAGAAUUAGCAUUCAAAUGGAAGUUGAGACCGAUCCAGAUCCUAGAAUAAGAUUGAACACUGAAGAAGCAUAUAUGCUCAAAUUUGAAACUGUAGGUGGCCGCGUUAACAUCAAAGUAACCAGCGCUUCUUUCUGUGGAGUUAGACACGGCCUAGAGACAUUAAGCCAGUUGAUUCUCCUGGAUCAGGCGUCGGGCUAUCUGAUAUCAUUGUCAGAAAUAACAAUAAAAGAUGCUCCAAGUUACAGAUACAGAGGUUUGAUGUUGGACACUGGAAGAAACUAUAUACCAGUGUCAGACAUAAUGAGAACUAUAGACGCAAUGGCAUCAUGUAAACUGAACACGUUUCAUUGGAGAAUUUCCAGUGAUACUAGUUUUCCAUUGCAGCUGGCCAAACUACCAUUAUUGUUCGAAUAUGGUGCAUAUGAUAGAACAAUGGUUUACACAAAAGAUAAUGUGCAAGCAGUAGUAAGAAAAGCAGGGCUACGUGGCAUUAGAGUUCUUAUAGAAGUGACUGCACCAGGACCAGUUGGAAGGCCUUGGUCUUGGCUGCCGGAAGCCACUUGUCCAAAGAAAACUGAUAAUUAUACCUGCGAUAAUAUUCUUUGCAUGAGGCUCCUUAUGGAGAGUUCAGUUUUUGAUAAAUUACAAAUACUUUAUUCGGAAAUUCUAGAAAUGACUGGAGUUGACGAUAUUUUCCAUCUCAGUGAUGGAAUGUUCUCAAUGACGAAUUGUUAUCAACUUAUAAACGACAGAGAUGGGUUUUUGGACAAGGCUUUAGAGCGCCUCAAGAUGGCUAAUAAAGGAUUCUCACCUAAGUUGCCUAUUAUUUGGUAUACGCCCCAUUUAAUGAAGGAUUUUGAGGCAAAAACUUGGGAAAGGCUCGGAGUGCAACUGAACGAUUUGGAUCCAAAUCCUGGUGAACAGUAUAUGGGCAAAUUUAGAGUGAUCCAUUCAACAAAAUGGGAUUUGUCUUGUGAGAUUAGAAAACAGAGAUGUAUUAAGUACAGGUACCUCUAA
This is a messenger RNA of Parnassius apollo (apollo), 2307 nucleotides long. The record is from the annotation of a GenBank genome assembly. NCBI's taxonomy places the organism in Eukaryota, Metazoa, Arthropoda, Insecta, Lepidoptera, Papilionidae.